GUGCUGCAGCAGGUGGCGCGGGUCUCACUCACCAGCCAGCCCUCCGCCGGCUCACACACCCGUCUGCCUCCACCAAGCUGUAUACAGGAAUGGUCGAUUGCUCUUAACUGAAAAGACAAAGGUAAUCGACUUCGGAUAUGAGGCGUGGCUUGGCGUGGGUGUGGGUGUUGGUUGUUGGAUGUGGGCGUGGUGCAUGUGCGUCCGAGGUAACGGUGGGCGGGGGCGUGGUAAGGGGCGCGGUCAGGCAGAGCCAGAGUGGGCGGGAAUACCACGCUUUCAAUGCCAUUCCUUACGCCCAGCCGCCAGUUGGAAAGAACAGAUUUAUGCCGACGGUUGCCGGAGCAGAAUGGUCAGGAGUGCUGGACGCUACUCAGCCCAAACAGCCGUGCGCUCAGGCCGCCCUCGGCAUAACUGCUGGUGUUGAGGAUUGUCUCAAUUUAUAUGUAUACACUCCCAAGGUGCCGGCUCCGGAUGAUGUGGUGAGUCUGCCGGUGGUGGUGUGGCUCCAUGGCGGCAGCUUCGUGGUGGGCGGCGCCGCCUCCCUGGACGAGUCCUUCCUGAUGGACCGGGACAUCGUCCUCGUCAUUCCCCAGUACAGACUGGGUCUCUUAGGGUUUCUCGCCACCAGCACCGGACGCAUUCCAGGCAACAUGGGGAUGCUGGAUCAAGUAGAAGCACUUCGGUGGGUGCGCGACAACAUCGCUGCCUUUGGCGGCAAUCCUGAGGAAGUCACCCUUGCUGGAGACUGUGGAGGCGGGGCGGCCGCUAUCUACCACAUGCUGUCUCCGCUAUCGCAAGGUCUGUUCCAGCGCGUGUUAUCACUGUCCGGGUCGCCAUUGUCACCAUGGGCACUCAACUCCAGGACCCAUCGUUUCAUGCUCAUUCUGGCCAACAUACUAAAGUGUCCAGCCUACGACCAGAGUCUCUUCCUCAAGUGCCUCCAGGAGCUCGACCAGGCAGAGCUCCUCGAACCUACUCAAAUUGUUAUCGAGGGUCGCGACCCACUGGUGGGGAACCACAGGCUGGCGCCGCACGUGCAGAAGGCUGAGCAGAGCGACGAGAGCAGCCUCUUCCUUCACCAGCACCCGCUCAAGGGCCUCACUGAAGGCAGUUUCCACAAGGUGCCCGUCCUCAUGGGCGUGACCAGAGCUGUCGGCAGCUACCUCGUUGACAUGGAAUUUUACGAGUUGAUGGAGUACAAGCUAGCGAAUGACCAGGAGUUUCUCGGUAAACUUCUUGAGUUGUUACUCAAGGAAAACGAUAUUUCUGACUUCACAACACACGAGGAAGAGUUUGCGGAGUUCUAUUUUCCAGGAAUUAAGUUUAACAACAUCGACGAAAUCCUCCCGGGUCUAUCACAAAUGUUUGGAGACCUGCAGUUCAAGGCGGGAAUCCUCAGUGCUGCCAACCUUCUCUCAGAGCACGUGUUGACCCGCGUGUUAAGGUUCGAAUACAUGGGAGGACCCAAACUAUUUACUCUGCGCCACCCGGAUCCCUCAGAGGCGCCGCCCAUGCCUCCCGCCGUGGGCCACGGGGACGAGAUGAUGCUCCUCCUGCCGGAGCACGGACUCUUCAACCUCUCCAGCGAGCAGCGAGUCAUCAGCCGGGAUCUCAUUGACAUCGUGGAGAACUAUGCUUAUGGGCGAGUUCCUCGGGAAGACUGGCCCCUGUUUACAACUGAGAGUCAAGAGACGUUAGUGCUGGGCGAGGAUGGAUCGUUCUACCGCGAGAAGUUCACCAGCCCAGAGCACGCACAGAUGCUGUACAACAUCCACGCCUACCACCACCACGAUAUCCUAUUAGAGCUGGCCCAAGAGCAGGAGGAGCUUCAUGACGAACUAUGAUCCACGAGAAGUUCACCAGCCCUAAGAACACAACAUCCAUACCUCCCACCCUACAGGAGCUGACCCAAGAGCAGGAGGAUCUUCAUGACUAUGAUCCACGAUCAAUUCAGUAGUCCUAAGAACAUCAUGCACACCUACCAUCACCACGGCAUCCUGCAGGAGCUGACACAAGAGGAGGAAUUUCAUGACGAUCUGAUAUUACUCGAAAAUACCAAAUGCAUUUCCUAGUUUCAUUUCCUGUGCUAUCUGUUCAUUAUAUUAAUUACUAGGUGAUAAAUAGUUUCUUCAUUUGGCUCAUUGUUCAUAUAUACGUAAAAUUUAUUAUCUACCGAGACAGGAAAUUAUCGACAUCUUUGAGAUUUUUUUUUGUAGCCAAUUUUUCUCAAGUUUCAUCGUUCAUAUUUAUUCCAAGAGCUUAUUUUGUUUAUUAAAGUGGGUCAAGGUGAGAAGGUAUAGAUGAGAGAACAGGGAAUGAAACAUUUAGAUGUAUGAGAAAGAGGAAGUAUAGAGGGAGAAAACGAAAUAGGAAGAAGUAUAGAGAAAAAAAAAGACAGAAAUGUUGAGGGGGUUAGUGGACGAAGAGAGGUGGUGAGGGGGGGGGGAUAAAGAUAGAGGAAAGUGAAAGAGGAUUGGAAUGAGCAGAAAAAUAACAGCUUGGGGCAGGGUUCUCACAACCUGUCCUCUCAAAUAAAAGCAUUUUGACGUCAAAAUCCCCAAUGGACAAAAUAUGUUGUUCUAUAAAUCAUUCACAUUUUCUAUAUUAGUUUUAGUACAACAUUUUUUUGUACGUUGUGGCACAACGUACAAAAUUUCAAAGUGACCGAUGUUUUUUUUACUGGUUAGUCAAAACAAGAAUUUUGUCAACGGUUUCUUGAACCAUAAAUUAAGAUUUCGUGACCUUUUAAUAUUUACCUAAUGAGAAUUGUUCAAGAAAGUGUUAACAUAUACUAAAAAAAUCUCAACAUUGUGCCAGAUUUGCGACUAUCGUGAUGUAUGGCAGCAUGUAAGUAUUACCAUUAUAAACAAUGGUACACGUACAAUAAAUUUUAAUAGCCUA
This is a messenger RNA of Procambarus clarkii (red swamp crayfish), 2901 nucleotides long. The record is from RefSeq and is a predicted model, not a curated record. NCBI's taxonomy places the organism in Eukaryota, Metazoa, Arthropoda, Malacostraca, Decapoda, Cambaridae.